Mesorhabditis spiculigera is the source of this 3714-nucleotide messenger RNA. NCBI's taxonomy places the organism in Eukaryota, Metazoa, Nematoda, Chromadorea, Rhabditida, Rhabditidae. The record is from the annotation of a GenBank genome assembly.
AUGGGGAUGCUGCAAACAUUGGAGCUCGAGAAUUUCAAGUCCUACAAGGGGCACCAGGUGAUUGGGCCAUUCUACCAGUUCACCGCCAUCAUCGGACCGAAUGGAUCCGGCAAAUCGAAUUUGAUGGACGCCAUCUGCUUCGUGCUCGGCGAGAAGGCGAACAAUUUACGCGUGCGGAAGCUCGGGGAACUGAUUCAUGGAGCCCCCGUCAACAGACCGGUCGCCAACAAGUGCACGGUGACGAUGAACUACAAAGAUGAUAACGGCAAACUGCGCAAGUACAGCCGCACCGUGCACGGCUCGUCCAGCGAGUAUCGGGUCGAUGAUCAGGUCGUCACGCCGCAGCAAUACAACGCCGAGAUGGAGAAGAUCCAGAUCUUCAUCAAGGCCAAGAAUUUCCUGGUUUAUCAAGGCCAAAUCGAACAAGUCGCCAUGAAGAAUCCCAAGGAACGGACUGCACUUUUCGAGGAAAUCUCCCGCUCCUGCGAGUUCCAGUCAGAGUACGACAAGCUGAAGCACGACUUGACGAAAGCCGAAGAGGAUACGCAGCUGAACAUGAACAAGCGCCGCGGCAUCGCCCAGGAGAAGAAGGAGGCCAAGAUGGAGAAGGACGAGGCCGAGAAGUACCAGCAGAUGAAGGACGAGGCCGAGGAGAAGCAGAAGCACCUCUUCAUGUUCGAGCUGUUCCACGUGGAGCGCCAGAGCGAGGAAGCCAAGGAGGAGCUGCAGGAUAAAAAGAAGGAGGUCGCGUCGCUGAAGGAAAAGUACGGCAACUACGAGGAGGCGUCGAUGGCCAAGCAAAAGACGCUGAAGAAGGCGUCGCGCGAGUAUCACAAGCUCGACAAGGAGGCCAACGAAAAGGAGCGCGAAGUCACUGAGCAACGACCUCGAUUCGUGCAAGCCAAGCAGGAGCAGAUCCACUUGCAGAAGAAGCUCGAUGCCGCCAGCCGGUCGCUAAAUGCGGCUGAGAAAAUGGCCGAAAGUUACGCCGAGCAAGAGGGCGCACUGAAGAAGCGUGCCAAGGAGCUCCAGAAGGAGAAGGCGGACGCCGAGGCCGAGAUGGCCAGCCAGUCGCAAGAAAUGGACCUCCAGCUCAGCGAGUCACAGACAAAAGAGUACAGCCGGCUGAAGGCGGAGAGCGUCAAGAAGGCCGUCCAGUACGAUCAUAAGCUGAUGGAAAAAAGGAUGAUGCUCGAGACAGAACGCUCGGCGUUGAAAUACGAGCAGGGCCGACUGCACGAAUGGGAGGGCAAGGUGAAGCGGAAGACGGACGAGAUUGCGCGACAGGAGAAAAACUUGGAAGUACUCGAGGAAACGAAGGCCAACUUCAUCUCGGCGUUGAAGGACGAGAAGGCGCAACUGCGGCUGACCGAGGUCUCCGUCAAGGAGAGCCGAGAAAAGUUGGAAAAGUUCACCAUCGAGCUGACCGAGGUGAGCCGCCAGCUGUCCGAUGCUCACGGCGACACGCAAGAGACCGAACGGAACAAGCGACGCCAAGAGGCCGUCGACAACCUGAAGCGUGUCUUCCCGGACAAGGUCCACGGCCGUCUCGUCGAUCUCUGCACGCCCUCGCACAAGCGCUUCAACCUGGCCGUCACCAAGGUGCUCGUCAAGCACAUGAAUUCCAUCGUCUGCGACACCGACGCCACGGCCAUGGACGCUAUUCAGUACUUGAAGGAGCAACGUUACCCGCCCGAAACUUUCCUGCCAUCAAACAGCCUCGACGUCCAGCCGAUCAACGAGAAGCUGCGCGAGAUCAAGCAGCCGGCCGGCGUGAAGCUCGUCUACGAUGUCAUCAACUGCGCAAACCCGGCCGCGCGCAAGGCCCUGCAAUAUUCCUGCGGCAACUCGUUGAUCUGCGACAACGCGGAGGACGCGAAGAGCUUGGCGUACGGCGCCAUCGGCCACGGCGAGCGCUACAAGGCCGUCGCCCUCGACGGCACCCUCUUCCAGCAGUCUGGCGUUAUCUCCGGCGGCGGUGCGGAUCUGAAGCAAAAGGCGAAGAAGUGGGACGAGAACGCGAUGCGAAAGUUGAAAGAUCGUCGCCAGGGCCUGAACGAGCAAAUCAUCGAGCUCAACAGGACGAAGAAGAAAGAGAUGGACGUGGAUGCUAAGAGGAGCACCGUCAGCAACCUGGAGCGCAAGAUCGAGGGCUGCAGUCGGCAACUGCAACAAAUGCGACAGGAGGGCACCGCCAAGCUGGAGCAGGAGCUCGAGGUGCUGAAGGCCGAACUAGAGGCGAUUCCGCCUAAAAUCGAAGAGCUGGAGAGCCGCAUCGAAGACAUCCAGAAGGACCUGACCGCCUUCGAGAAGAAGAGCAACGCCGUCGCCGACGAGGUGUUCGCCGACUUUUGCAAGCAGCUCAAGAUCCCGCACAUCCGCGUCUACGAGGAGAAGGAGUUGAGAUUCCAACAAGAACGCCAAUCCACCCUGAAGAAGUUUGACGCCGAGAUCGACCGCGUUCAGCAGGAGCUCGAGUACCUGAAAAGCGAGGACAAGUCCCAGCGCCUCAAGACCGAGCAGGACAAGGUCCGUCGCCUCGAGAACGAGCUGGAGUCGCUGAAGAAACGGGAGCACAAAGAGGAGAAGGUGCUGAAGAAGCUGGAAAAGGAGCUGGAGGACAUGAAGGUCAAGCUGCUCGAACGGAAGACCGAGCUGGAGGAGGCCGAGGCUGAGCUUCAGGCCGCCAAGAAGGAGGCUUCUACCGUUCAUCGAGAAGUGACACAGGCCGAGAAGGCGGUAACCGGUCUUCAAAACGAGCUGGAGCGACGGCAGCAAGAACGACAUCGACUUCUCCACAACGCCAAAAUUCAACAGAUCAGGCUGCCGCUCUCCUCGGGGUCCCUUGCCGACAUUGAGGCCGAAGAUGACGACGAUGAGGACGACUCCCAGCCAACCACCUCGCAAGUCUCGAAGGAGCAGCUGGACCGUGAGACCAAGAUCCACCUCAACUAUCGGGAUCUGCCCUCGGAAUUGAGAAAGCUGGACGAUGAGGACAAGAUUCGACGGGCGAAGGAGCAGCUGGAGAAGGAGAUGGCCAGCCUGCACUCGAUGCUCGGGCGACUCGCUGCGCCAAAUAUGAAAGCCAAUCAACGAAUGGAAGAAGUGAAAGAAAAGGAGCAGGAGACGACCAACGAAUUCGAGUCGGCACGGCGGAAAGCUAAGAAGAUCCGGACCCAAUUCGAGAAGGUCAAGACCGAGCGCUACAGGCGAUUCAUGGAAUGCUUUGAACCGGUUUCACAGAAGAUUGACGAGAUUUACAAGUCGCUCUCCCGGAACCAAUCUGCGCAAGCCUUCCUCGGCGCCGACAACAUGGAGGAGCCGUACCUCGAGGGCAUCCAGUACAACUGCGUCGCUCCCGGCAAGCGCUUCCGGCCGAUGGACAAUCUGUCGGGUGGUGAGAAGACGGUGGCCGCGCUCGCGCUUCUGUUCGCCAUGCAUGCCAGAAAUCCCUCCCCGUUCUUCGUGCUCGACGAGGUUGACGCCGCCCUCGACAACACCAACAUUGGAAAGGUAGCCCAGUUCAUCUGCGAGACGGCGCGCAAGGAGAUGCAGCUGAUCGUCAUCUCGCUGAAGGAGGAGUUCUACAACAAGUCGGACGCGCUCGUCGGCAUCUACCCGCAACCGGCGAAUUGCACCGUCUCCGGCGUGCUCACCCUCGACCUCACCAAGUUCCGGCAAAGCGGCGCCAGCGGCGACACGACAAUGAUGCCG